AUGGCCGGCGCCAUCGAGGCCCUUGCCGUCAUUCUUCAGCACAACUGGCGACAUCGUCCCACCGCCUCAGCUCAAGAAUACAUCACCUCCUACCUUUCCCACCCCACUCCCCGACCCCCCUUAAUUCACCUCUCCAACCUUUCCCCGCCAACUCUCCUCUUCUCAAUAAUCCACAACAACCUAACUUUCCUAUCUCCGGCAACCUCAGAAGUCGAGCCCCUCUUAAUCCUCGAAUUCCUUCAUCGAAUAGCAGAGGUCCUGGAAGAUUACUUCACCCCACCUCUAAUCCCCUCCAAAAUCGAGGGUAACUACGAUGUAGUAGCCGAACUCCUAGGGGAAAUGUGCGACGACGGCCUACCCUUCAACACCGAACCGAACGGUCUAAGAGACGUCGUCCUACCGCCUUCAAUAAUGAAGAAACUACUAUCAACCGUCACAUUACCAACCGGCUCAUUGGACCCGUUCCGUUCAAACCCUUCAACAAUAUCUACUAUUCCAUGGCGUCGUGCGAAUGUAAAACAUACUUCAAACGAAAUGUACCUCGACCUCCUCGAGACCUUACACUGCACAGUCGCCCCAUCAGGCCGUCCGAUAUCAGCAAGAGUCGCAGGAACAAUGCUCUUCACUGCAAAAAUCUCCGGAAUACCGGAUAUGCUCCUUCUAUUACGAACUCCAACACCGAGAGGUGGAGGUGGCGUUACCUUAGAAGCUCCCGUAUUCCACCCAUGCGUCCGACUUUCCAAAUGGAACUCCCAACCAGGUCAUCUAUCCUUCGUCCCUCCGGACGGGAAAUUCGUAUUAGCAUCCUACGAAGUCAACAUGCUUCCAGACUUCUCACCCUCAAUAUCCGCACCGCAACCAUUCCACCUCCCUCUAUCAGUGACCACAAAAACCCUACAAGGCUUCAACUCCACUGAAUUCGAAGUAAAAGUCAUAAUCCCCCAUUCAUCACCUUACGCUUCUUCAACAACCUCCUCUUCUUCCUCCCAAAACACCGGAUCUUCCGCAUUCGCAAGAAUAGCCGCACAAAGCGCCGGAACUUCUAUCCCUUCCCAAUUCCUUCAAGGACCCGGUAGCUCAGCUGGUAGCAGUAAUAACCCAGUCAUGGAGGAUGUGGCUGUUCAGAUACCCUUACCGCCUCAAGUCCGAACAUUAAUAAACACACGAGCAUCGAAAGGCGAUUUCAUACAUGAUACCGAAAAAAACCAAAUCCGCUGGCGACUUCCAAAUGCCGCUAUCACUCCGGGUGCAACAUAUACAUUCAAAGCAGAAGUAGUCGUGAAGAGCACUUACGAAGAAGAAGAGGCGGACGAAGAAGUAGUUUCGGGUGCAAAAUUAUCAAACUACGAUAAUAAUUACGACGCGGGAACUCCCAAGCUAAUUGUAAACUCGGGGGCUACUACCCCAGCUAAAGAGAAGGAGAAGGAAAAGAAAUCGCCACCGUCAGCACAGGUUAUAGCGUCGAUGCCUAGGAGCGUUCUGUUGGAUUUCACUAUUAGAGGUGCUUUGCUUAGCGGAUUGAAAGUGGAUUCUUUGAAUAUAGUUGGAGGAAAAGGAAUACCGGAGUCAAUUAAGCCAUAUAAGGGAGUUAAGUACAUAAGUAGAGCGGGCGAAGGAUCAGUUGAAGUUCGAUGUUGA
This is a messenger RNA of Orbilia oligospora ATCC 24927, 1638 nucleotides long. RefSeq lists its product as uncharacterized. The coding region runs from base 1 to 1638 and encodes 545 amino acids. The record is from RefSeq and is a predicted model, not a curated record. Gene Ontology annotation, cellular component: cytoplasmic vesicle; clathrin adaptor complex. Gene Ontology annotation, biological process: endocytosis; intracellular protein transport. Lineage: Eukaryota; Fungi; Ascomycota; Orbiliomycetes; Orbiliales; Orbiliaceae. The transcript has 2 exons.